Molecule: messenger RNA, 1185 nt
Organism: Nerophis lumbriciformis (worm pipefish)
Lineage: Eukaryota; Metazoa; Chordata; Actinopteri; Syngnathiformes; Syngnathidae
Source: RefSeq, a predicted model, not a curated record
AUGUCAGGCCGAAGUGGAGCAGCUCCUCGCGGCUGCAGCAACCCCAACGUGCCGCUGCUGCCCCUCCGGGCCACGGUGCCCUACCAGAUGCUCCUUAAGACGGCUGAGCGGACCUCAGCCCGCCCGCCCAGGCCCACCAUGCGGCGGACCCUCUCCCUGGAUGCCAUCCUUGCGCCAUACCUACAAGGGCAGUGGCCUAAAGAGCCCAAAAAGAGUCCUUCGGGGAGCUGUGUCUGCGAUAAGGCCACUCAGACGCCAUCUUGUUGGGCAGAGGAGACGCAGAACAGGAGAAGUUUCGGCGGUCACAAGCGUUCUGCAUCGUGGGGCAGUGCAGAGCACCUCAAGGAGGUGGCCAAGCUGAGACAACAGCUACAGAAGCGAUCUCGCCAUGCUGCUCCCUCUGCGGCGGGGUACGAACCGUCACACCAUGCACUGACAACGGGCGUCACUCAGACGUCGCCUCUCGUACCUCUGAGUAGACUGGCUUCGCGUCUGCGGCGGAGUGUCGAAGGACUCAACUUGGAGUUGGAAGAGGUGUUUGUGUCAGAGAAUCGGGAUGACCAACAUGAGCAUUUGGACAUCCCAGACGGACACAGGGCUCCCGCUCCAGUACAGAGGUGCAGCAGCGGCUCCCAGAGUGAAUCGUCGCCUGGGCCCUUAGAUCUUUCCCUGCUGUCUCCUUCUCAGUCGCCGUGUCCCUUGGACCCUUCGCUGCUGUCUCCGUCCACCUCGCCUUGUCCUUUAAACCCUUUGCUCUUCUCCCCUACCCAGUCGCCAGAGUCUGCUACUCGUGAGGUCCUUUGUCCAUCUCCUUCCACGUUUUUCCCUUCAUAUGGAGUAGAUCCUCCAGUGUUGCCACCAUGCUCCACCUCCUCCUUCUCAUCACCGCCAUGUCUCGACCAAAGCCUUUUUUUCAAGCGGCAGCCGCCAGAGGGCAGCGAGCCGCUUCCAAUGUGCCAAGACACAAUGUUGGCGUGUCCGAACGAACUUCUCAACCUCCAGCCUUCCUGUCCUGACCUCAACAAGGUGAACUUCACCCCGCACGGCGGCUCUGCUUUUUGUCCCGUCAGCCUCCUUAAACCCCUCCUGCCUUCCAUGGAUCUGCUCUUUCGUGGUCUGUCCGUCUCCCCCGUCACCGGGUGCCCGGAGCAGGUGUCUCCCACCCGGCAAUUGGGCAUGCAGUGA